Lates calcarifer (barramundi perch) is the source of this 3872-nucleotide messenger RNA. Its product is annotated as Fc receptor-like protein 5. NCBI's taxonomy places the organism in Eukaryota, Metazoa, Chordata, Actinopteri, Centropomidae. Gene Ontology annotation, molecular function: transmembrane signaling receptor activity. Bases 6 to 3059 code for a protein of 1017 amino acids. The record is from RefSeq and is a predicted model, not a curated record. Gene Ontology annotation, biological process: cell surface receptor signaling pathway. The transcript is spliced from 20 exons.
GGUGGAUGUAUGAAUGGAGACCAGCCAAGUUAAACAAACCUCCAUCACACAAUGAAUACAGGAUCAACAGAGCUACUGAGUCUGACAGUGGAGACUACAGGUGUAAGGCUAGAAGUGAAUAUCUCCUAACAGAGUGGAGUGAUAAAGUGAGACUGACAGUAUCACCCAAUAAACCCAGACCUACACUGAGAGCAGACACAUCAAUCAUACCAGUAUGGAGCAGUGUGACACUGACCUGCUCUGUGAUCAGAUCUGCUGGUUGGACAGUUUUUAAGUGGUACAGACGAUCCUCUGACUCUUCUGAAGCCCAGGUCAUAAAUGGUGGUAGAUCAAACCACAUUAUCAGGAUUUCAGAAGGAGGCAUCUACACAUGCAGAGGAGGGAGAGGAAAACCAGAGUUCUUCACAGAAGAAAGCAAGAAAGUCACCAUUCAGAAAACUGUUUCUAAUACAGUCACUGUGACUCUACAACCCAACUGGUCUCAGAUAUUCAGUGGAGAGACGAUCACUGUCAGAUGUGAGAUCCAGGGAGGUGGAAACACUGGGUGGACAUAUGAAUGGGAAACACCCAGCUCAAACAAUCCUCCAUCACGCAAUGAAUACAGGAUCAACAGAGCUACUGUGUCUGACAGUGGAGACUACAGGUGCAGGGGUAGAAAGGAUUAUUCCUUCACACAGUGGAGUAAUGUCAUCAGAUUGACUGUAUCAUCAGAUAAACCUCAGGCCUCACUGAGAGCAGACAGGACAGUCAGACCAGCAGGGGGCAGUGUGACACUGACCUGCUCUGUGGACAGAUCUGCUGGUUGGACAGUUUUUAAGUGGUACAGACGAUCCUCUGACUCUUCUGAAGCUCAGGUCAUAAAUGGUGGUAGAUCAAACCACAUUAUCAGGAUUUCAGAAGGAGGCAUCUACACAUGCAGAGGAGGGAGAGGAAAACCAGAGUUCUUCACAGAAGAAAGCAAUAAAGUCACCAUUCAGAAAACUGUUUCUAAUACAGUCACUGUGACUCUACAACCCAACUGGCCUCAGAUAUACAGAGAUGAGACGAUCACUGUCAGAUGUAAGAUCCAGGGAGGUGGAGACACUGAGUGGACAUAUGAGUGGGAAAAAAACAGCUACAACAAACCUCCUUCACGCAAUGAAUACAGGAUCAACAGAGCUACUGAGUCUGACAGUGGAGACUACAGGUGCAGGGGUAGAAAGGAUUAUUCCUUAACACAGUGGAGUAAUGUCAUCAGAUUGACUGUAUCAUCAGAUAAACCUCAGGCCUCACUGAGAGCAGACAGGACAGUCAUACCAGCAGGGGGCAGUGUGACACUGACCUGCUCUGUGAACCCAUCACCUGGUUGGAAAUACUUCCUGUACAGAGACAAUAAACUCUCUGAACCCCUGACCACACAUGAUGCUGCUUUUCAAACAACUGGAAGAACCAGUGUCUCACAGGAAGGACUCUACAGCUGCAGAGGAGGAAGAGGAGACCCAGUUUACUACACAGAGUACAGUCACUCAGUUAGCAUUGACAUCACUGUGUCAAACAGAGCUGUUGUGAUUCUGCAACCCAACUGGUCUGAGAUAUACAGAGGAGAGACGAUCACUGUCAGAUGUGAGAUCCAGGGAGGUGGAGACACUGAGUGGGAGUAUCACAUCAUGACAUCUUUUCAUUCUGAGUAUCCUGGAGCCUCAGUAACUCUGAACUGUGAGGUUGAACAUCCAUCUGCAGGAUGGAGGUUCUACUGGUAUAAGACUGUUCCUGAUCUGUCACACAACUCCUACAUCUAUGAACUGUUACCUGGUAACAGCAGUGGGACUGAACAGGAUUCCUACAUCGUUCAUGGUCAGACACACACAGCAGGAUAUGUGUGUAGAGCUGGAAGAGGAGAUCCAGUGUUUUACACUGACAAUAGUGAACCAAAGUUUGUCUGGUCUGGAGAUCUUCAUCCAGCAGCGUCUCUCACAGUGAAUCCUGACAGAGUGCAGCACUUCUACUCUGACUCUGUCUCACUGAGCUGUGAGGGAAACUCUGCUGAGUGGAGAGUGAAGAGGUUUAAUGAACAUGGCUACCAGUCAGACUGCUCUGACUGGAGGAGAAUGACUGGAUCCACAUGUAACAUGAGGCUUUACUGGUAUGGUAAUGCAGUGUACUGGUGUGAGUCUGGAUCAGGAGAAUUCAGCAAUGCAGUCAACAUCACUGUACAGAGUGAUUAUUAUUAUGAUAUUAUCCUGGUGAGCCCCGUCCAUCCUGUGACUGAGGGAGAGUCUGUUAGUCUUGGCUGCAGAUUCAGGACAGAAGAAAAACUUUCCAGUGUGUUUUUCUAUCACAAUGACAAACUCAUCCAAAAUGACACCAGACAGGAGCUGAAUAUCUCUGCAGUGUCAAAGUCAGAUGAAGGUUUCUACAAGUGUCAGUGGUCAGGAAGAAAGUCAGCACAGAGCUGGAUGUCAGUUAAAGUAGCUGUACCGGAACCUAAGAGCUCUUCAUUCCCUGUGUCACUGGUCGUUGGGCUGGUUUGUGGAAUCACACUUAUUAUUCUCCUGCUCCUGUUGUAUCACUACAGACAGGAUUUGUGCUGUAUCAGGCUGAUUCAGUCAAAGAGGAGCAGUCGGAGCUCCACUGCUAAUCACAGAGUCAACCAGAAUGAAACUCUACGUAAUCAGUACUCUGUUGUCCAAGGUGAUGUUUCUGUCUAUGAUACAAUCAGAGACUCUGGAGAUGCUGAACAUGGUGAUGCUGCCCUCUAUGAUUCAAUCAGAGACUCUGCUGAAAAUGGUGCAGGUGAAUCCAUGGAUGUCACAUACUCUGUCAUUGAACUUAAAAACACCGGGAAGAAGGGGAAGCGCUGUGAACCAGGGGAGAGCUCUGUUUACUCUGAUGUGAAGAUUGGAGCUACAGCUGUAUAUUAUAGAGAUGUGGCUUCUGUUUUAGACAACAGUCCCAUGUACGCCCAGGUGACCAGGCACGAUAAAGGCAAACGCAAGAAAAAGAAAGCAGAAUCUACUCCUGCUGCAACUGAUGAAGCUGUUUAUUCUCAAGUGAAUCCAGGAACAUCUUCUGGUCUGUGAAGAGCUGUAUCGAGAAAUAGUUGACAGAUUUUUAGCACAAAGCAGAAGACUACUGAGUUAUUAUCUUUAAUGUUUUUACAGUUUUUUGUCAUUUAGUUUUUGUGGGAUACUUUGAAUGCAGGUUGUUCUAAAAAGCAGCAACAGUCUGAUACAGUAUAUUUAGUUUUAGUGCAGGUGAUUGUGCAGCUUUAAAGUCGGUCAAGCUCUAGGAGAGGCACCAACAAUUACUCUCACUGUAUGUACAAUAUGUGAUGAUAUUCUACUAACAUAUUUUGUUAAAUGCCCUGUAAGUGUUUUUUAAAUUGAUACUGUAUUUAUUUUAUUUUCACUUAUUUUCACCUUUGUUUUGUAUUUUUAAAGGCUGUCAAAGUUUGAUCAUUUUAUGCAUCAAUGUUUUUCUUCCUUCCUUGACAAAAAGUUGUACUCUGUGGAUUAUUCCAAAUAAUCAAGACAUUAGUUCCAGUUUUUGAUUCCGUUCAGAGACAGACAUUUUACAACCUUAACACAAAACAAGUGUCUUCAUGAUAAAAUACCACUAGAUGUCAGUGUAGUUAAGGUUUUGCAUCAUGAGGUUAACAGCAGAGGAAGCCAGUAGAAACAGACACAGAGCACAGUAUUGAAGGUGAAGUGUAUAUCACUGUAUAUCCUUAAUGUAAAAAACAGACAGCAGCAGAGACAGUUGUAUUUAAACUACAGUCAGUAAAUAGAGCUGUUUAGUAGCUGUUGUGUUUAUUUAAAUGCACUGUGAAUGUGUGUGCAUGAAUUUCUGCUACUUCAACAACAGAAAUAAAUAAAAUGCUAAGUGAAUUAACA